Nerophis lumbriciformis (worm pipefish) is the source of this 1795-nucleotide messenger RNA. It is a transcript of the gene atp23, whose product is annotated as ATP23 metallopeptidase and ATP synthase assembly factor homolog. Gene Ontology annotation, molecular function: metalloendopeptidase activity. The record is from RefSeq and is a predicted model, not a curated record. Lineage: Eukaryota; Metazoa; Chordata; Actinopteri; Syngnathiformes; Syngnathidae. Gene Ontology annotation, biological process: mitochondrial proton-transporting ATP synthase complex assembly; mitochondrial protein processing.
GGCGCUAAUGCACACCAGAAGGUUGCUUGUCAACCGCCUUAAACCAAAGAAGAAGAAGUAUCACGUGACAUAGAGGAACAGCGUUGACCUCUCCUGCUAGCUAGCAUGCUAUCCUAACUGACGCCAUCCUAGCCAGGGAACAAAGUUUCAUUCCAAUAUUUCCAAAUAUUCAACAACACUUCAACAAUGGGCCAGGCCAAAGAAGAGGCAGAUUAUGGAUACGACUUAUUUCCAGAGAGGGAGGCUAAGAAUGUAACAAAAAGACCUGUAUCGAGUCUGUUCCCCUUUCACCAUAAGUGUCAGUUCAUGUUGAAUAACACUGUGAACCAUAGUCCAUAUGCCAAACUCCUCCUCAAUGCCAUGAGCAACUCUGGAUGUGAAGUGCUCAAAGACCGCCAUUUUUCCUGCGAAGAUUGCGAUGGGACCGUCAGCGGAGGGUUUGACGCGGCCACGUCCCAAAUAGUUUUGUGUCAGAACAACGUCCAGAAGCAGUCCCACAUGGACCGAGUGGUCACGCACGAGCUCAUCCACGCUUUCGACCACUGUCGGGCUCGCGUGGACUGGUUCAGCAACUUCAGACAUCUAGCAUGUUCCGAGAUCCGGGCCGCUAACCUGAGUGGAGACUGCUCCUUCCCCAAUGAAAUGUCAAGAUACCACUUCGGCAUGAAGCAGCAUCAUCAGGAGUGCGUCCGAAACCGCGCCCUGCGCUCCAUCCUGGCCGUGCGGAAGAUCAGCCGGGAGGAGGCGGAGAAGAUAGUGGCGGAGGUGUUCGACUCGUGUUUCAAUGACCACGCCCCCUUCGAGCGCAUCCCACACUCCAAGAAGGACGCUACGUUCGACCACAGAAAUUACCAGAACAGAAGUCGAUACUACGCAAACAUUUAGUGCACAACUUGUCCUCGGGGACACAUUUUGGACAUUAAUUCUGUACAAGAAGAUCAUAAGUAGUGAAAGUCAAAUAUCAGAAGAGUGUUUUUUAAAUUUUUGUCCCGUUUGUCCGCUUAUUUUCCUGUAAAUACAGCCGAUUAAAUUCAAGCCAAUUAAAUCCUUCUUAACAUUGAGACGAAGCCAAAGCUUGUUCAAAGUCAAUUCCGGCACACUUUAGACCCUCCUUUAAAGAAGUUUGCAAAUGGCCGCCACAUCGGUUACAUGUCAUUGUUGACAUCCUCAAUGGGCGUCGGCAUUCAAAGAAUCUUCUAAUGAGUUGGACAAAGUCGUGAGGGAAUUAGCGUCGUAAUCCCUCCUCGAUGGCCGCUAUCUCAAAGGCGCCACGCGUUCGGGAGUUCCACUCCCUAAUCUGAGACGCAGGAUGAUCACGUUUUACAAGCUCGGAGAGAGGAAAUGACAACAAGAUCCUCAAGAAAAGAAAUAAAGAACAUAAGGAAAAUGAUAUUUGGUUGUUCCCGACACACAAGUUGACUAAACAAAUCAUGCAAAACAACAUGAUGAUUACAGAAUCAAAUGCAAGAUAAUAACUUGUCAUUGAAUUGUAUUUAUUGUAUUAAAACAACAAAUCCCUUGGUGCAUACACGUCUUCUUCCUGCAGUACUUGUGUCACACUUUAGAUGGCACUGUUGCACCAUGAAGUCCGAUUAGAUGAGUGUGUGUGACAUUGUACAUAUGUUUGUUUUUAGUAAAAUGUCAAUAUAAUGCAGUCUGAAAAAGGAAAACAAUGGUAAAAAAAACUGAUGAUCCCCUGAGCAAAGUGUGUUGCUAAUAGAAUUAACUUUAGAACAACGGCUUUAUGCUUUUUUCCACUGACGCCUGCAUACUAAAAAGUCACAGAUAAUUUUUU